CCAUGACUUUUUUGGGUAAGCGGAUGUGGUUGGUCCGCCAUAUCAUUCGUGUGGGUCUGUGCUUGUGUGGUUUGGGUGUCUUACCGGUGCCAACCAUUAUUUUUAAUUAGUAAUAAGUUAUGCGUAUGAAUCCAGACAUGGACGAUGAUGAGAAGGGAAAACUGUUUGUUGGUGGGCUAUCAUGGGAGACAUCGCAAGAGAAUCUCCAGCGCUACUUUUCACGUUAUGGUGACGUGAUUGACUGUGUGGUGAUGAAGAAUAGCGAGUCUGGCCGCUCCAGAGGCUUCGGUUUUGUGACCUUUGCUGAGCCAUCACUUGUUAAUAUUGUCUUGCAAAAUGGCCCUCAUCAACUUGAUGGCAGGACAAUCGACCCAAAGCCAUGCAAUCCACGCACGCUUCAGAAACCCAAACGUGGGGGUGGUUAUCCUAAGGUGUUCCUUGGGGGUCUGCCUUCGAACAUUACUGAGACCGAUUUGAGAGUUUUCUUCGGAAGAUACGGAAAGGUCAUGGAAGUCGUAAUCAUGUACGAUCAGGAAAAGAAGAAGUCCAGGGGUUUUGGUUUCCUGUCAUUUGAAGAUGAGAUGUCUGUAGAACGUGUGACUCAGGAACAUUUCAUCAACCUUAAUGGAAAGCAGGUGGAAAUUAAGCGCGCUGAACCCCGCGAUGGGUCUGGAAAACUGGGUAGUGGCGGUAGCGGCAUGGGUGGUGGUGGUAUGGGUGGAGCCCCAGGGGACGCGCCCGCUGCAGGCCAAUGGGGACCGCCUCAAGCCCCAAUGAAUAUGAUCCAGGGCCACAAUGGACAGAUGGGUGGUCCACCCAUCAACAUGCCAAUGGCUGGACCGAACAUUAUGCAAGGAUACCAAGGCUGGGGGACAUCUGGACAGACUUCGUACGCGUCGUACGGCGCAGCCGGUGGCGGUGCGGGCCCCGGAAACUACCAGGGCUGGGGUGCUCCGCCCGGACCCCAGGCCCCGCCGCACGCGCCCGCUUGGCCUGCCACUAACAACUACACGCAGCACGCACAGCCGCCGGCUCAGGGCUACGGCAGUUACGCGAACUACAGCUCGGCGCCGGCGGGCGCGUCCGCGGGCGGCAGCUGGACCAACUGGAACAUGCCGCAGAACUCCAACUCGACCGGCUCCGCAGGCUCGUACGUGCCGCUGUCCGAGGGCGGCGAGAUGUACGGACGCGGCGGAGGCGCCGGCGCCGGAGGGGCCGCGCCUGCGUUGGCCGGGGCGCUCUCUUCUGCGGCUCUCAGCAAGUCAUCGUCGGCCGACUACAGCACUUACCAACAGUACCCGCCGGCUUAUCAGCAGGACCAGGGCUCGUCGUACGGCGGCGCUUCUCGGGCCUACAGCGCGGGCGGCGAGUACCACUCGGGCGCCGCGCAGCCGCCAGCAGAGGGUGAUGGUGUUGUAGGCAGCAACGCGGGAAGUCCAAAAUUUGUUCAACAGUUGAGCGAUGCUAUUGGAACACCUCCACAGGUUGCUAUGGUGUACUGCAGUGGUAUGGUGUCACCACAGUCCUCAUUUUGUAACGUAUCGGAUAUGUCCGCCUCUGCCUCAGGUGAUGAUUAUGAAUACACUGGCGGCUCCGGAGAUGGUUACCAGAAGACAUCCAAACGGAGCUACCACGGAUCUUCGGGCGCUGCUUCCGCCUCUUCAUACCAUCCCUAUCGGCGUUAAUGAGUAACCCUUCGUUUCUCAUGGUAGCCUAGUACCUGCGUUUGUAAACGGCUGGCUAGCGGUUCUCUUUUGACGUGGAGCUUUUUCUUUCUUUUUUUACUAUCCUCCUUAAGUUAGUUCACUUAGAUUUUUGACUUUAUUAUAAUGACAUUUUUUGCCAAUCAUUACAGAACCGCGCAGCAGCUUAACAACUUUGUAAAAUAAUGAUGUAUCUUUUCUAUGAGCAAUCAUUGAGUUUUUAAAUGUCUUUUUUAUGGAAUCGCCUCUGUGAGAAUUAAUGAAUUAGUAUAUCUCUGAAAGAUAAUGUAUAUGCAUUUUUAAAUAUUAUCUCAAAGGUGUGAUUCCGUGUUAUUGUUAAGAAGUUAGCAUAGUUUUCUUAUUCAUGUAUUUUCAAUUUGGGUCUGAACUAGUUCCAAAUUGUAGUUUUCACAUACAAUACGAAUUGCUUUCGUAAAAUAAGACAAAGUCGUAUUUUUAUAUGAUAUAUUUGAUUAAAAGCAUUUUAAUUAUAUCUGUUACAAAAGUCAAGAUAACACCAGUGUUAUUUUAGAUUUAACCACUGACCAACAGACGGUUUACAUAAAAUUAUUCUAAGUUAUUACUAUAUCGCGUCCAAUUAGAAUUACUGCAUUUAUAAACUUACCCUUUGAACUAGACAAAAGACAUCGAAUUUUUCAUCUUGACAAUUUUAAUUUGGUGCGCUUUUCACAAUUCAGAAAAUAAAUGUCCAUGUAUUUAAAAAAAAACCUUCGCCAAAGUUAUUACUGUGCAAAUUGACUAUGUAUUUUGUUUAUUUCAAAUAAAACACCUUCUAUCUGUAA
Messenger RNA from Pieris brassicae (large cabbage white), 2506 nucleotides. RefSeq names its product heterogeneous nuclear ribonucleoprotein 27C (gene Hrb27C). The transcript has 12 exons. Bases 120 to 1685 code for a protein of 521 amino acids. The record is from RefSeq and is a predicted model, not a curated record. NCBI's taxonomy places the organism in Eukaryota, Metazoa, Arthropoda, Insecta, Lepidoptera, Pieridae. Gene Ontology annotation, molecular function: RNA binding.